GGGUGGGGCUUUUUGGAGUGCUGGGGAACUUUCUCCCCGUCUUCAGGCUCGGGGAAAGGGAAUGCCAAAUUCAGAGAGACAUGGGGGCAAGAAGGACGGGAGUGGAGGAGCUUCUGGAACUUCGCAGCCGUCAUCGGGAGGUGGCAGCUCCAACAGCAGGGAGCGUCACCGCUUGGUGUCGAAGCACAAGCGGCAUAAAUCCAAGCACUCCAAAGACAUGGGGCCGGUAACCCCCGAAGCAGCAUCUUUGGGUACAAUGAUCAAACCUUUGGUGGAGUACGAUGACAUCAGCUCUGAUUCAGACACCUUCUCAGAUGACAUGGCCUUCAAAUUAGACAGGAGGGAGAAUGAUGAACGUCGUGGAACGGAUCGGAGCGACCGCCUGCACAGACAUCGUCACCACCAGCACCGGCGGUCCCGAGACUUGCUAAAAACUAAACAGACCGAAAAAGAAAAAAGCCAGGAAGUCUCCAAAUCUGCAUCUAUGAAGGACCGGAUAUCAGGAAGUUCAAAACGUUCAAUGGAGGGGAGUGAUGAUUAUGGGAAGACACAAAUAUCCAAAAGCAGCAGCAAGGAAUCCAGGUCGUCCAAACUCCACAAGGAGAAGACCCGGAAAGAACGUGAGUUAAAGUCUGGACAUAAAGACCGGAGUAAAAGUCAUCGGAAAAGGGAAACACCCAAAAGUUACAAAACGGUGGAUAGUCCUAAACGGAGAUCCAGGAGUCCCCACAGGAAAUGGUCUGACAGUUCCAAGCAAGAUGACAGCCCUUCAGGAGCUUCUUAUGGCCAAGACUAUGACCUUAGCCCCCCAAGGUCUCACACUUCGAGCAAUUAUGACUCCUACAAGAAGAGUCCUGGAAGUACCUCAAGAAGGCAGUCAAUCAGCCCACCUUACAAAGAGCCUUCUGCUUACCAGUCCAGCACUCGGUCACCCAGUCCGUACAGCAGGCGACAGAGGUCCAUGAGUCCAUAUAGCCGGAGACGGUCAUCCAGCUAUGAAAGGAGUGGCUCUUACAGUGGGAGAUCACCCAGCCCCUAUGGUCGAAGGCGAUCUAGCAGCCCUUUCUUGAGCAAGAGGUCUCUGAGUCGGAGUCCAAUCCCCAGUAGGAAAUCCAUGAAGUCCAGAAGUAGAAGUCCUGCAUAUUCAAGACACUCAUCUUCUCAUAGUAAAAAGAAGCGAUCCGGGUCACGCAGCCGACAUUCCAGUAUCUCACCUGUCAGGCUUCCAUUGAAUUCUAGCCUGGGAGCUGAACUCAGUAGAAAAAAGAAGGAAAGAGCAGCAGCUGCUGCAGCAGCAAAAAUGGAUGGAAAAGAAUCCAAGAGUUCACCUAUAAUUUUGCCUAAAAAAGAAAAACUUGAGAUGAAGGAGUCAGGGUUAGAGUCUAAAAAAUUACCCAAAAGUAUAAAGUCAGAAAAAUCUACCCGAGACCCUGAACUGGUAAAUACAGCACAUUCAAAUACAGAGGUGAAAAAUUGUUUAGAUGCAGGGAAAGCAAAGCUGGAUGAGACCUUGCAGAAGCACCCUGCUGUUAAGGAUUUGAAAACACAGGGAACCAAGGACGCUAACCCUGUAGCACUGAAGGAGGUGAUUGUUACUUCCAAGGAAACAGAGACAUCAGAAAAGGAGGCCCUUCCGCCUCUCCCCACAGUUACAUCCCCACCCCCUUUACCAUCUGCUACCCCUCCACCUCAGACACCCCCUUUACCACCUUUGCCUCCACUACCAGCUGUUCCACUGCAGCCACCUCUACCUCCUCCCCAACCACUCUUUAGUCAAGUUCCUGUUUCCAGUACUUCAACUUUGCCCUCUUCCCCUCACCUAAGGACAUCUACUCUGUCCUCUCAGACAAAUCCUCAGCCCCCUGUACAGGUUUCUGUGAAGACUCAAGUGUCCGUAGCAGCUGCUAUCCCACACCUGAAAACUUCAACAUUGCCUCCUCUGCCUCUCCCUCCCCUGUUACCUGGAGAUGAUGACAUGGAUAGUCCAAAAGAAAUACUUCCUUCAAAGCCUGUAAAGAAAGAGAAGGAGCAGAGGACCCGCCACUUGCUUACAGACUUGCCUCUUCCUCCCGAGCUACCGGGUGGGGAUCCAUCUCCUCCAGAUUCUCCAGAGCCAAAGUCGAUUACACCACCUCAACAACCAUAUAAAAAGAGACCAAAAAUUUGUUGUCCUCGUUAUGGAGAAAGACGACAAACAGAAAGUGAUUGGGGGAAGCGCUGUGUGGACAAAUUUGACAUCAUUGGGAUCAUUGGAGAAGGAACCUAUGGCCAAGUAUAUAAAGCCAAGGACAAAGACACAGGAGAACUAGUAGCUCUGAAGAAGGUUCGGCUAGACAACGAGAAAGAGGGCUUCCCAAUCACAGCCAUCCGGGAGAUCAAGAUUCUUCGACAGUUAGUUCAUCGAAGUGUUGUUAACAUGAAGGAAAUUGUCACAGAUAAACAAGAUGCACUGGAUUUCAAGAAGGACAAAGGUGCCUUUUACCUUGUGUUUGAAUAUAUGGACCAUGACUUAAUGGGACUGCUAGAAUCAGGUUUGGUGCACUUUUCUGAGGACCAUAUCAAGUCAUUCAUGAAACAGCUAAUGGAAGGAUUGGAUUACUGUCACAAAAAGAAUUUUCUCCAUCGGGAUAUUAAAUGCUCUAACAUUUUGCUGAAUAACAGCGGGCAAAUCAAACUGGCAGAUUUUGGACUUGCUCGGCUCUAUAAUUCUGAAGAGAGUCGCCCUUACACAAACAAAGUCAUUACUCUGUGGUAUCGACCUCCAGAGCUGCUUCUGGGAGAGGAAAGAUACACACCAGCCAUUGAUGUUUGGAGCUGUGGAUGCAUCCUUGGGGAACUGUUCACAAAGAAACCUAUUUUUCAAGCCAAUUUGGAACUGGCUCAACUAGAGCUGAUCAGUCGUCUCUGUGGUAGCCCUUGUCCAGCAGUGUGGCCUGAUGUUAUCAAGCUGCCCUACUUCAACACUAUGAAACCCAAGAAGCAAUAUAGGAGACGCCUAAGAGAAGAAUUCUCUUUCAUUCCUGCAGCAGCACUUGAUUUAUUGGACCACAUGCUGACACUUGAUCCUAGCAAGCGUUGCACAGCGGAACAGACCCUACAGAGUGACUUCCUUAAAGAUGUGGAACUCAGCAAAAUGGCACCUCCAGACCUACCUCACUGGCAGGACUGCCAUGAAUUGUGGAGUAAGAAACGUCGACGGCAACGGCAGAGUGGUGUUGUGAUAGAAGAGCCACCUCCAUCCAAAGCUCCUCGAAAAGAAACUACCUCAGGAACAACAGCUGAGCCUGUGAAGAGCAGUAGCCCAGUACCACCUCAGCCUGCUCCUGUCAAGGCGGAGCCUGGUCCUGGGGAUGCAGUAGGCCUUGGUGACAUCACACAGCAGCUGAAUCAAAGUGAAUUGGCAGUGUUAUUAAACCUGCUACAGAGCCAAACUGACCUGAGCAUCCCUCAGAUGGCACAGCUGCUUAAUAUCCACUCCAAUCCAGAGAUGCAACAGCAGCUGGAAGCCUUGAAUCAAUCUAUUAGUGCACUGACUGAAGCCAAUUCCCAGCAGCAGGACUCAGAAUCCAUAGCCCCAGAAGAAUCACUGAAGGAGGUGCCCUCUGUGCCUGUGGUCCUACCUUCAGCAGAACAGACAACUCCUGAAGCUUCAAACACACCAGCUGACAUGCAGAAUAUGUUGGCAGUUCUCUUGAGUCAGCUGAUGAAAACCCAAGAGCCAGCAGGUAAUCUGGAGGAAAAUACCAGUGACAAGAAUAGUGGGCCCCAGGGGCCCCGAAGAACCCCUACAAUGCCACAGGAGGAGGCAGCAGCAUGUCCUCCUCACAUUCUUCCACCAGAGAAGAGGCCCCCUGAGCCCCCUGGACCUCCACCGCCGCCACCUCCACCCCCUCUGGUUGAAGGCGAUCUUUCCAGCGCCCCCCAGGAGUUGAAUCCCGCCGUGACAGCCGCCUUGCUGCAACUUUUAUCCCAGCCUGAAGCAGAGCCUCCUGGCCACCUGCCACAUGAGCACCAGGCCUUGAGAUCAAUGGAGUACUCCACCCGAUCCCAUCCAAACAGGACUUACGGAAACACUGAUGGGCCUGAAACAGGGUUCAGUGCCACCGACACUGAUGAACGCAGUUCUGGUCCAGCCUUGACAGAAUCUUUGGUCCAGACCCUGGUGAAGAACAGGACCUUCUCAGGCUCUGUGAGCCACCUUGGGGAAUCCAACAGUUACCAGGGCACAGGGUCAGUUCAGUUCCCAGGGGACCAGGACCUCCGUUUUACCAGGGUCCCCUUAGCAUUACACUCAGUAGUUGGGCAACCAUUCCUGAAGUCUGAGGGAAAUAGUAACUCUGUGGUACAUGCAGAGACCAAAUUGCAAAACUAUGGGGAGCUGGGACCAGGAGCCACUGGGGCCAACAGCUCAGGAACAACUCUUCAGUGGGGGGGCCCAGCUCAGUCUUCUGCUUAUGGAAAACUCUACCGGGGGGCUGCAAGAGUCCCACCACGAGGGGGAAGAGGGAGAGGAGUUCCUUAUUAACACAGAAACAUCAAUGCCCUCAAAGAUUCCUUCCCAACCCGUCUGUCCAUCUAGUCCUCUGAACCUUUAAUGAAAUACUUGCCAGAGCAAGGUAAUCAUCUGCAUUUGGCUACUGCAACACGGUCUGUUGUUUUCCAUGCUCACUUGCUACUAGGAGGCAAGUCAGUGAUGUUGGCACCAGUCCCUCUUGGAUGGGCAAUAGCCAGAAUGUUUACUUCUGCUCUGUGUAGGAGCUAUACUAGAAAAUAACAGAGAAGAAGAGACAUUCAAUCUUAAAGUACUUGUUGCAUUAGCUUAUUGCCUACACUUGGGCAGAAGAGAGUUUUGAGAUGGCUCUGGAGAGGCUUUGGUUUUUAAAGUAGUAUUUUUUUUUUUCUCGUGUGUGUGUGUGUGUG
Molecule: messenger RNA, 4920 nt
Organism: Acomys russatus (golden spiny mouse)
Lineage: Eukaryota; Metazoa; Chordata; Mammalia; Rodentia; Muridae
Gene: Cdk12
Product: cyclin dependent kinase 12
Exons: 14
Coding region: 62-4525 (1487 amino acids)
Biological process (GO): transcription elongation by RNA polymerase II; protein phosphorylation; positive regulation of transcription elongation by RNA polymerase II
Cellular component (GO): cyclin/CDK positive transcription elongation factor complex; nucleus
Molecular function (GO): cyclin-dependent protein serine/threonine kinase activity; cyclin binding; ATP binding
Source: RefSeq, a predicted model, not a curated record